This is a messenger RNA of Vidua macroura (Pin-tailed whydah), 2400 nucleotides long. It is a transcript of the gene USH1C, whose product is annotated as USH1 protein network component harmonin. Gene Ontology annotation, molecular function: protein binding. The record is from RefSeq and is a predicted model, not a curated record. Gene Ontology annotation, biological process: sensory perception of sound; inner ear morphogenesis; retinal cone cell development. NCBI's taxonomy places the organism in Eukaryota, Metazoa, Chordata, Aves, Passeriformes, Viduidae. The transcript is spliced from 26 exons. Bases 1 to 2400 code for a protein of 799 amino acids. Gene Ontology annotation, cellular component: plasma membrane; cilium; photoreceptor inner segment.
AUGGAGCGCCGCGUCGCCCGCGAGUUCCGGCACAAGGUCAAUCUAUUAAUUGACAAUGAAGCAGAGAAGGAUUACCUUUAUGAUGUGCUGCGGAUGUACCACCAGUCUAUGAAUCUCCCAGUGCUUGUGGGGGACCUAAAACUCGUGAUUAAUGAACCAAGCAGGUUGCCUCUGUUCGAUGCUAUCCGCCCACUCAUCCCAUUAAAACACCAGGUGGAAUAUGAUCAGCUUACACCCAAACGAUCGCGAAAGCUAAAAGAGGUGAGAUUGGACCGAUUGAAUGCUGAAGGGCUUGGAUUAAGUGUAAGAGGUGGAGUGGAAUUCAGCUGUGGCCUCUUCAUCUCCCAGUUAGUUAAAGGAGGACAGGCAGACAAUGCUGGACUUCAGGUUGGGGAUGAGAUAGUGCGCAUAAAUGGAUAUUCCAUUUCGUCAUGCACACACGAAGAAGUCAUAAACCUCAUUCGUACAAAGAAAAUCGUGUCCAUAAAAGUUAGACAUAUUGGCAUGAUACCUGUUAAAAGUUCACCAGAUGAACCCCUUAAAUGGCAAUAUGUGGAUCAGUUUGUGUCAGAGUCUGGGGGCAGUGUUGCUGGACUUGCUUCUUCUGGAGGGAGAGACAAUAAAGAGAAGAAAGUCUUCAUUAGCUUGAUUGGUACAAAAGGCAUGGGAUGCAGUAUUUCCAGUGGUCCAACACAAAAACCGGGUAUUUUUAUCAGCAAUGUUAAGCCAGGUUCUCUUUCAGCAGAGGUGGGCUUAGAGGUUGGUGAUCAGAUUGUUGAGGUGAAUGGAGUGGACUUUUCUAAUGUGGAUCAUAAAGAGGCUGUCAGAGUGCUCAAGAGCAGCCGUACUUUGACUAUCUCUGUGGUAGCAGGUGCUGGCAAGGAGCUGUUCAUGACUGAAGAAGAAAGGCAAAGAGAAGCACGUCUCCGUGAGCAGGAACGCCAAGAACUAAUGCAUCAGAAGCGGCUUGCACUGGAGACCAACAAAAUCAUCAAAGAGCAGCAAGAGAAAGAGAGAUUAAGAAAGCUGGAGAUUUCCCAGAAGGCUGCAGAGGAAGAAGAGAGAUAUCGCAGAGAAAUAGAGCAGAUAACAGCAGAGGAAGAGAAAUUUAAAAAGGAGUGGGAAGAAGAGUGGGGUCCUAAAGAACCACCCAAGUCUCUAAAAACUGUAACUGCAGAAGUGCAUUCUGCCCCUCGUUCCAAACACAAAACUUUUGGAUGGUUUUAUCGGUAUGAAGGAAAAUUUCCCACAAUCCGUAAGAAAGGGAAAGAACGAAAGAAGUCAAAAAGUGAUAGUUUUUGUGAACAGAAGAAAAAUAAAAAGGAAAUGGAGUUUGAGCAAAAACUUGCCAAAGAGAAAGAAGGAAUGCUGGAGAAAGAAAAACAAUUGAAAAUAAAUCGUCUUGUGCAAGAGGUAUCUGAGACAGAACGAGAAGACCUGGAAGAAUCAGAAAAGGUGCAGCACUGGGUGGAAAGACUUUGUCAAACACGGUUAGAACAGAUCUCCUCUGUGGAGAAUGAGUCUCCUGAGCUGGCGAGUGGACGUCCUUCUGCCUCUCCCUCUACCACCUCGAUGCGGUGCUUUGCGGGGGGCCUGCAGCUGCACACCACAGAUCUCGAUGACAUAAACUUAGAUGAAGUUGACAAACCCAAACAGCGUGUGCCGCCACCUCCGCCACCGCCCCCCACUGUUACCCCAGCACCACCAGCUCAUCCACCUACUGCCUCAAGUGCUCCACGAGGUCCAGUCCUUUUGCAACUUGCUCCAAGUCCACCUACCCAGCGUCAUCCAGGGGUACCAAUAGUCUCUAAACCAGUUAUGCUGCAUCCUGACCCAAACUUCAUGGUCAGGCCAACAAUCAAAUCAGAGGCCCUGCCACAAGAGAUGUUUAAAAGGAUGGUGGUUUACAAUUCAUCAUUUAGAUCUAACAAAAAACAAGGCUUCCAGAAGUAUGUGGAAGAUUUUGAUCCAUAUUCAAUGUUUACCCCAGACCAGAUUAUGGGAAAAGAUGUAAGGCUAUUACGAAUAAAAAAGGAAGGAUCACUGGACCUUGCAGUCGAGGGAGGAAUUGAUUCUCCAAUUGGAAAGAUAGUUGUGUCUGCCAUCUAUGAGGAUGGUGCUGCAGACAAACAUGGAGGCAUAGUGAAAGGGGAUGAAAUACUGGCUGUAAAUGGCAAGAUAUUAAUUGACAGCAAGCUGGCAGAAGCACAGGCAACUCUAGCAAAAGCUUGGAACAUGGGUGGGGAUUGGAUUGACUUAGUCAUUGCAGCAUCACCUCCAAAAGAAUAUGAUGAUGAAAUCCCUAGCAUUCCCUCAUCAGCAGUCAGUCCCAACACACACAGAAAGGUUUUUGAAGGCAGUGCACCUGUGUACAGACAAGGGUAUCUCCUGCAGCUGUAG